GUCAGCCCGAAUCACACAUUAGUCUACACGAUCAGCUCAACAGUCGGCACCUUUUGGUAAUCCAAAUUUCUGUGAACAUAAAAAUAAAAAUCAAGUUUUUUUUUUUAACAUAUAUCGGCUGUUCAAAAUUCUUUGCUCAUGGAUCUUAACAAGGCCGAGAGCCAGAGGCCCGUCGAAGAGCGCCGAUCGGGUGGUCCAGACUAUCUGAGAAUCCUGCUGCAGGACCUCCUGUGCUUCUUCGCCCUGCUCUCGGUGGCCCUGCUUAUUGUGGCCGGCAUCCUGUUCGUCGUGGAGGAUGUCAGUCGCCUGCAGCAGCAGCGUCAGCUCCAACACCUGCACCAUCGGCAUUUGCACCAUCGGGACCAGAACGCCAACGACUCGGGGAAGGCGCCGCUUGAAGAGCCAACCAAACAGAGCCGGCGAUGCUUCCAGCCAUACGCUUGGCUUCGAUUCUUCGGCUGUCAGAAAAAGCAACCUCUAGAGCAGCAGGAAGUAGCCGAAAAGGAGGUGGAGCCCUCAAAACAGGACGACCAGGAGCAGCCAUCAUUCGAUCUCACUCCCACCUAUCAGCCAGUGGAGCCUCUGCGGCUCCGAGCUGGCGGAGACCACGUCGAGGCGGGAGCUGCCAAUAAGCCCCAUGAACAACUGGAAGGUAACUUCAACAGGGUCUAGGCCAACUGGCUCCUUUUCGGACGUUCGAAGUGUUUGAAUGUUCUUAUUAACGCCCCUGCUGCUCCAGAAUAUCGGGUAUUGCAUGAUAGUUUUGUCACUUGAUGUACAGAAAUAAUCGGGGCUAGCUUCAAUCAAUGUCGAUUCGGAGAUAGUCCCGAACUUACAUAACCAUUACCCUUACCAUGCAACAAGAGCUACUCGAAUAAAAACAAGCAAGCAAGCUGCUGGAGGUGAGGAAUCUUUUUGACCCCGUGCAAUUCCAAACUAUAGCGUAUUUCCUGAUUUGCCAUUUGUUGUAAAUAAGCCCAGGGGCUAUCUUCUUUGAAACAGUUCUGGAUAACCAUCUUACUAGUUCUUCUACCAUAUUUACACUACUUGUAUCACUUUCUAUACAUAUUUGGCCAUCAAGAAAUAUAAAAUAUAACAUUCAAAGAGCAAAAA
Molecule: messenger RNA, 1113 nt
Organism: Drosophila elegans
Lineage: Eukaryota; Metazoa; Arthropoda; Insecta; Diptera; Drosophilidae
Exons: 2
Coding region: 139-672 (177 amino acids)
Source: RefSeq, a predicted model, not a curated record